CUGUUCCGUCCCACUAUAAACACUCCCAUUUCCACCAUUUCUCUCUUUCUCUUUCCCAUUCCGGAGCUCUCAGAAGAGUCUCCCAUGGCGAUCUCAACCCUUUCCAACCUUUCCUGCUUCUGACCCAUUUCCUCUUUUCCUCUCUGCUUAAACCCAAAACCAUCGCUUUCAGGAACUCUCAACUUAGAACCCCCCAUAAAAACCCUCCUCGCAUUCCAAGCUUUCUUUCUCUGCUCGUCUUCUUCUUGCUUUUGUUCGAUCGCGUUGUAUUCUUAUCGAAUUCUGGGUUUGUUGCCCUUCGAUCUCCGAAAUGAGCUUCUUAAGACCUUCCGCAUUGUCCCAGUUGCUGAUUACAUACACCUCGCUUCAGUGGAUGCCUUGCCAGAGUUGGGGGUUUUUUCGGUGGCCGGGUUUUGAUGGGUUUCUGAGACUCUUGGUGAUGUUUCUUUUGUGGACUAUGCUUUCGGAGAUUCGCUUCAUACCCUCUUCUUCUAUGUACCCAACUCUUCGUGUUGGAGAUAGAAUCAUUGUCGAAAAGGGCUCAUACUACAUCCGAAGUCCUGCAAUAAAUGAUAUCGUAACAUUCUGGGAUCCAACACAGAAGCCUGGAGAUGGGGAAAGAAAUGUGUUCAUAAAGAGAAUUGUUGCCAAAGCAGGGGACUGGGUUGAAAUUAAUCAUGGAUCACUCUAUGUCAAUGGAAUUGCAAAGGAUGAAGAUUUUAUAGCAGGACCACCAACAUAUGUGUCAGCUUUAACUUAUGUGCCUAAAGGCCAUGUUUAUGUAUUGGGUGACAACCGUAAUAAAAGCUACGAUUCGCAUUUUUGAUGGUAUCGUCGUAUCGAAGUGCUGGAGCUCGGCCCUUUAUAGUGGUGUCAGCUCAAUCGGUUAGGUUGAAAAUAUAUGAUAAAAGUAUGCAAAUCGGUCGGAUACUAAUUAAGUUCAAGAAUCCAGGCAGAUCUCAACCCACUAAUAAGAGUGGUUCUUUUUGUUGUCAACUUUCCUUGCUCUAAAGUGGGGGUUUAUCUGAAAAUGGAAGUAGAAUCUUUAACAUAGUUGUAACUUGUAACAAUAAUGGAUAAAAAGUUUCCUGGGAAAGUGUCAAGUAAAACUUUCCCAAGCGCAAUCUCAAACUUUCUCUGUUUUCUGUUUCUAAUAAUGAAAAAGAGAAGUAAGAAGAAAGCAUCUGUGCUUUCUGUCCUUUUCAUUAA
Molecule: messenger RNA, 1209 nt
Organism: Ziziphus jujuba (common jujube)
Lineage: Eukaryota; Viridiplantae; Streptophyta; Magnoliopsida; Rosales; Rhamnaceae
Product: chloroplast processing peptidase
Exons: 6
Coding region: 311-826 (171 amino acids)
Biological process (GO): thylakoid membrane organization
Cellular component (GO): chloroplast thylakoid membrane
Molecular function (GO): serine-type endopeptidase activity
Source: RefSeq, a predicted model, not a curated record